UUUUGGAAAUGACUUGUGGUUUACGUUGGAGACAGCGGUCGGUUUAUCACAUUUUAAACGAGAAAAGUCCCCCGAUGGGAGUAUGUUGACGGUGUGUCAUGUCUCAGCGGUUAUGACGCAUAAUAUCGGUUUGCUGUAUGUAAAUUUGUGCUUAGUCGAUGGGGUUCAGACUUUGUGGUGCAUGAACUGUGUAUUGGGAAGGCCAGCUCAGGCAGCGGGGUAAAUUUACAUGGUCGCCCGGGCUGUGUAGACGGAGGGGGCGAAUGUGCUAACGUACGGUACGCACACAUGGACACUCCGCCCCCUUCGCCAUAUCUCAUAUCACGGUCAGUUGAAGUUGUCCCAUGAAGCAAAGCGUGCUCUUGUUUUACCGAGGCCCACAGCGACAGAUUGGGAUUGUUGAGGCAAGGAAAGCGCAGUUAAGAAUGAUGGCAUAAAUGGUGAAGGUGCUGGACUUAAAGAGGAAGAGCGAGCGAGCGAGAGCGAGCGCAGGAAGAGGGGGGGUCGCCACAGCGGGAGGGAGACCACAGUUGGACGUGCGUUUCUGCCCUAGCGAAGGAGCAAGGGAGGAACGAAGAAGAAAACCUUAACAUAAAAAAACGAGGGAGAGAAAAAUUGUUCGAAAGAACGAGAGGUGUCUCGUUUUAUUUUUUGUUAGUGCCGUGUGGCGUCACAUCGGCUAUAGGCAGCUGCUAACUCUCUCUCCCCUGCACACCAACGACCUCCAGGCGACCUUCAGACGACCCCUAGACGACUUCCGUCACCCCCCUACUGUCCUCUCCUCCAUCCCUCCCUCCUCAGAGAGGCGACUUAACUAACACCAAAUUCCUUCACGCACAUAUUCCACACAAACUCGCAGGCACUCGCUCGUUCGUUCGUUUGCUCGUUCGCACGUCGUGAUUGUACACGUGUGUUGUUCUCGCCCUCUUUUGAGCUCCUACAUCCGCUGCCAGCCUGCUAGUUUACUAGUCAAGGCUGCCGGACUUACCCAGCUCUUGCGUUUCGCAUCGCUACAUACAGGAAUAAACACUUGUUUCUUUUUUCUUCUUGCAGAUUACUGAGGUUGUUACUCGUUUAUUUGUUCUCUCUUUGUAUCUUGUAAGCGUAAUUUUUAUUGCUUGUUUUGUUUUUGGUUCGGUGAAAGACGGAUUAUUAACAGAAGUGCCCAGUAUUGUUUUUGAUUAGUCUUUUUGGUUUGUUUUUCCCAUCAUUUUUUGGGAAAAUUGCCUUUUUUGUUGUUUGGUUUAGUGGCAUUUUUGACCCUUCUCCCGACCUGUACUUUCCCUAUUUUUGAGGCAGCUAUUUCCCCCUCUCUAAAUCUACCUUCCCUAACCUUACCUUGGAGUUUUCUCUGUCACACUUAAACGCACACACCCCUACAAAAACACACUCUCGCUCCCGUGGAUAUACACGAGCCUACGGUCACAUAGAGAUACCCUUAAAAAAAACACGCACAGAAGAUCAGACAGUCAAACUCGUGUACACACACACACACACACAUCUAUAAACACACUCUGUAGCACAUACACAAUCACUGGAGCCAGAGACGACUCUUGGAUCCACACUCAACUCACCUGCUCCGAUCUUUAGGACAGGACUUUCAGCCCUUGAAGGACGGGAGGAAUAUGACUGCUGAGACUCUUAAUUUCGGCCCAGAAUGGCUCCGUGCACUAUCCAGUGGGGGCAGUGUGACGUCCCCUCCCCCCUCCCCUGCCAUGCCAAAGUACAAGCUGGCCGAAUACCGAUACGGCCGCGAGGAGAUGCUAGCACUUUAUGUCAAAGACGACAAGGUUCCUGAGGAGCUGCAGGAUAAGGAGUUUGCCUCCAUCCUGCAGGAUGAGCCUAUGCAGCCCCUGGCACUAGUGCCUCUAACGGAGGAGGAGCAGAGGAACUUCUCCAUGUCUGUGAACAGCGUGGCUGUGCUGAGGCUCAUGGGAAAAGGAGGCGGGGCCAUCCCUGCUGGAGUGGCGCGCGGACGAGGAGGCACGAGAGGAGGCCGAGGGCGAGGUCGAGGAGAGGGUGGUUUCUACCAAAGAAGUAUUGAGGACGCUGAGGUGGGCUUCAGCCGCUGUAGCAGAGAGAUUCACCGCAGCCAGAGCUGGGACGACAGGGGCGAGCGGCGUUUCGAGAAGCCCCUGCGUCGCGGCAGCGAGGGUGUGCGCGUGGGCUUUGAGGAGGCGACCGUGUUGCCGAGUGGGCGCAAGGACUACACAAGGUCCGACAGCGACAACUGGCGCACGCUGCGUGAGGAGCAGGAGGAAGAGGAAGGCGGAAGCAGCAUCAGCGGAGGAGGAGGAGGAGCAGGAGGAGCAGGAGGAGGAGGAGGAGGCCAAGCUGGAGAACCAGGAGGAAGACUGGACUGGAGACUGGCCGUGACACGCCGUGAUGAUGGGGGUCCUCGGUCCGCGGGCUGGCGCGAGCACCCUGGCGAGGGCCGGCGCAGGAAGUUCGACUUUGACUUCAGCGGCAGCGACGGCGGUCUGGGUCUGGCCGGAGGAGGCAGGCGGCGCUCGGGCAGCGAAGGACUGGAGGACGACCGCGACGGGCUGCCAGAGUGGUGCAUGGACGACGAGGACGCAGACCUGGGAACGUUCGACUCCUCUGGUGCCUUCAUGACUAUGAAGAGUUCUAAUGACCCCAUUCCAGAGGAGCAGGAUCUGGACUUCCAGGGAUUGGAGGAUGAAGAGGUCGACUUUGUAGCAGCCAGCGCCGCCCUGGAGGAGGAGAGGAGGAACUGCAGCGGCGAGGGACUGAGAGCGGAGAAAGAUGAGAAAGAAGUCGUGCCUGAGAUGGAGCAGCUGAAGCCAGUCUCUCCAUCUCCCCCUACCACCACCUCCUCCACCUCCCCUUCCUCCUCUUCCUCCUCCUCUCUUCCCUCCUCCUCUUUCCCCCUGUCCCUCCUGGCAGCCUCUGCCUCAGCUGCCCAUGCUCCUGCUUCUGUUGUUGCUGCUGCUGCUGCCUCCACUGAGCCCAUGCUCACCGCUCCACCUGCUGGUCUGGAGGAGCGACUGCAUGCUGCCAUCAACAAGAAGGCCACUGAAGACGGCGUGCCUCAUAUCAGCCCCCCCUCCUCCAGUCUGCCGUCCCCCGGCUCCUCUGCUGCUACCCUCCUCCCGUCACUGGGAGGAGACACCGAGGACGACGAGGGGAUGAAGCACCUGCAACAGGAGGCUGAGAAGAUGGUUGCGUCUCUUCAGGACUCGUCUCUUGACGAGGAGUGUUUCACGGCCGCGCUGCAGGAGAGCCGCAACACAGCCGGAGCCCUGCCGCUGUCCCACGACUCCGCCAUGAAGUGGUUCUACAAGGACCCCCAGGGAGAGAUCCAGGGUCCGUUCACCACGGUGGAGAUGUGCGAGUGGUUCCAGGCCGGCUACUUCUCCAUGACGCUGCUGGUGAAGAGGGGGUGCGACGAGGGGUUCCAGCCCCUGGGGGACGUCAUCAAGAUGUGGGGGCGCGUCCCCUUCGCCCCCGGGCCCUCCCCACCACCCCUCCUGGUCCGGCAGCAGCCGCCGCCACGCCAGCCCGCUGCUGCGCCCAGGCCCUCCACCGCCAACAUGGAGCAGCAGGAGCGUCUGAAGCAGAAGCAGCAGGAGCUGGCGGCCGCAGCCCUCUAUCAGCAGCUUCAGCAGCAGCAGCUAUUCCAGCUCAUCAACAGGUGUGGUGAGCAGGGUAUGAUGCCUUCGAUGAACAGGUCAAUGUCAGUGCCAGAUACAGGGUCCAUGUGGGACAUGCAUACCUCAGCCUCCCAGCCGUCAGGCUGUGAGGCCAGUCUAUGGGACUUAACAGUGAAUUCUUCAACUCAGGGUCCAACACUUGAACAGCUUCAAAAGCUCCAGCAGGAGAGGAGAGAGGCUGAACUCAGGGCCAAGCGCGAGGAGGAGGAGAGGAAGAGGAGGGAGGAGAAGAGGAGACAGCAGGAGGAGCACAAGAGGAGAGAGGAGGAGGAGAUGUUCAGACGCAAGCAGCAGUGUCGCCAGCAGCAGGAGCUGAUCAUGAAGCUGCUGGCCCAGAGCCAGAGCCAGGGUCAGGGGGGCGGAGGAGGAGGCCAGGCGGCGCCGGGCUCAGGCUGGAGCGGAGGCUCCGCCGCUGGGCUGGCCAAGCAGAGCAAGGCCCUGGGGCUCCUGGAGCUCCAGCAGGAGGCCGAGAGGAUGAAGCAGCAGCAGCAACAGCAGCGGGCACAGCAGCAGCAACGGGAGCGGAUGAUGUCUGGCCAGUGGGGCAGCGAGGGAGUGGGCGGCAGCAUGUGGUCCGGUGGGAGCGGCCUAGAGGGGAAGUCGGGUGGUGCAGGAGGCGGGUCUUCGGGCAGCAUGGGCCUAUGGGACGAGGCGCUGAAGAACCAGGCCAGCAGCAUGCGCGCCGCCAGCGGCAUGGGCCACAAGAACAGCCGCAGCAGCCCCUCUCUCACUGAGCAGUACAUGCUGCGUCGUAAGCGUACGGAGGAGGAGGAUAAGCUGCUGAAGCUGCUGCAGGGCAUGAAGCCUCAGGACGGCUUCACCACCUGGUGCGAACAGAUGCUGCACGCCCUCAACACCAACAACAACAACGCCUCCGCACUGGACGUGGCCACCAUCGUGGCGUAUCUAAAGGAGGUGGAGUCUCCAUAUGAGGUCUUGGACUUCAUCCGUUCCUACCUGGGCGACACCAUGGAAGCCAAAGAGUUUGCCAAGCAGUUCCUGGAGCGCCGUGCCAAACAGAAGGCCAACCAGCAGAGGCAGCAACAGCAGCAGCUCUCUAAGGAGGUGGCUGGAUUAGCUAUGAACAAUUUCGCUCUACAGGAUUCGGUGCGUGGCGUGACGCCCAGUGCGCUGCAGUCCAUGUUCCAGGCUGCCCAUGCGGCCAACAAGGGGGGCGUGGCCUACGACCAGGCCGCCAAGCUGAAGAAGAAACAGCCCAUGAUGCUGCACUCUGACCCCAGCAUCCUAGGCUACUCAUUCCAUGGUGCUGGGGACCGUCUGGGAGAGCUGGAGCUGGUGGAUGAUUACUGAUCUACAGCAAUACCUACCUGAGGCCUUUAUUUUUUUCUAUGCUACGUUUAUAAGAAAUAACGAAAAACAAAACGACAACAAAAAAAAAAUCAACAAAAAAACACACACAAUGUGGUGUCCAAGUAAUCGGACCACCAUAGUGACCAAUGUGCACUGCUAUGGGUUUGGGUCAGGGUGGGGUGGGUGAUUUUCGGGGUAUGUUGGAGGGUCGUGGUGGGGUUACUGAAUGCCAGGACGAUCGAGUUUUAGGGUGGGGUGGGGAGGGGAAAUGGAACAGAGGCUGACGAGGUGGAACCAUCUGUGUGCAAAGGGGGCGAUGAAAACAAAACAAAAAAUCCAACACCCCCUUUUGUCACCGCAGCAGUGGUUUUGGUGAGGAGAUGCUUGUUAUAGUACGGGAUUAUGGUGCGAGUGUGGUGGGUGGAUACUUUUUGUUUUCUUUAUUUGUUUUUGUUUUGUUUAUUUGUUUGUUUGUUUGUUUCUUAUGUUCUGGGUGGUGUUUGGAGAUUGGGUGGUAGAAUUUCCUCUGGCACUUAAAAGACAGUAAGCACCUUACAAAACUACAUGCACUUUAUCAAGUUUGGGAUUCUGAUUAGGGUUAUUUGUGUAAAAAAAACAACACAUUUUUUGUGUUAUGGGUGUGUUUUUAUGUUUUGUUUUUGUUUUUCUUAAAUAUGCGAACAUGUCACCCAUAUAGGUGAGGACGAUGAGGAAAAGCAUUCUCACGCUUCACCGUGCGAGUGUGUGUGUGUGCGCGCGCGCGCGUGUGUGUGUGUGUGUGAGUGUGUGUGUGUGUUCGCGCGCCCACGCAGAUGUGUGUUUGAGUGUUCGUCAGAACUGGAAGCUGCGCGUUUCUUUUCCCACAUUUUUCUGUGGGCAGGGCUUAAAACAGUGGGUGUUGUGGAUUUGUGUCUGUGCGCGUGCGCGUGUGUGUGUGUGUGUGUUUAGGAUAGGAUUGUAAACACAGAGGGACCGACGGUUUCAGUUAAACAAACAAAAAAAACCUAUGAGACAAACAAAAUCCAUUCUUGAAAGACACUGUUUAUUUUCUAUGUUUCUAUAAAGAGUAAAAAGCUAUUAAAUGAUUUAAAAACUUGAAGAAUUGCACUUGCAUAUAAAAAAUAACACAAAAAAACAAGACAAAAAAAUUCAAAGUUUAUUCAAAGAUGGAUAUUUUUGUGAAUGUGUGAAAUUAAGUAUGCAUGCGUUUUUAUUUUUUAUUUUUCAGGUGUGUGUGUGUGUGUGUGUGUGUGUGUAUGUAUGUGUGCAUGAAUGUCUUGCAGAAGUUAGUCAGAUGAUGAUGAUUACCCUGAUAAUGUCUGCAGCACAUGUAUUUGUUUUUGCUUUAGUUUUGCUUGUGUGAAGCUAACUUGAGGCCAUGUUGUUUAUUUCUAAGUUUUAAGUCAGUUAAUUUUUUUGUUUUUAUUUUGUAUUUCUGUCAAAGAAUGUCUGCUUGUUAUGUGUGUCCUCCUUCGAGGUGAGUGCGUGUGUGCCUGUGUGUGCAUGUUAUAUACCGGUGUGAGAAAAUGGAGAGAGCGCACACCCAUUACACAUUUUUGCGCAUUUCCCCAAUACCCCAUAUUUCUUUGUUUCUUUUACAGAAACGCAAUGUGUGCCACCCUUAUAAAUUCUUUUUCAUUGUCAUUACUUUUUAAGCAUGCACUUCUUUGCCUGCAGUCCCUAGUACGUGGGGCCGUAAAAGGUGGCGGUGAGGUUUAUCCAGCUAUGUGUAAUCUAGAGCCCACACCAUACCUCACACCAUCUCCGGUCAUCUGCCCAAAGGUUUUGCUUUGCGCUUCUCUUCCAAAACAUCCACAACUCUGUGCCUCCGUGAGGUUCUAGUAACUGCAUAGGGGUGAAGUGGACCUUAAGUGUGUGUGUGUGUGUGUGUGUGUGUGUGUGUGUGUGUGUGUGUGUGUGUGUGUGUGUGUGUGUGUGUGUGUGUGUGUGUGUGUGUGUGUGUGUGUGUGUGUGUGUGUGUGUGUGUGUGUGUGUGUGCGUGUGCGUGCGUGCGUGCGUGCGUGCGUGCGUGCGUGCGUGAUUGUGUGUGUGUGUGUACAGGUGCAACUUUUUUUUUCUUCCCAAAGCAUGAGGUAUCACAAGCGGUACUUAUUGAAUGAAUGUGUUUUGUGUGUGAAUAUGUAUGCGCGAUGGAUGGUGUAUUUUCAGUUAACUUGAGUUUGUGGGUAUGUGUGUGCGUGCGUGCUCGUGUGUACAGUAUGCGUGCUUCCACGUGUGCCUACAAACUUAUAAAAAAAAAAAGGGUCACAGUUCGCCGCAGCCAUGGAGAUUUCAAGAGGGGGUCAUUAUGGGGUGGUGAAGCUGUCUAUUUUGAACCUGUGCCUCAGCGGCUCAUUUACCCAUGAGUCCUUUCUGCAAGGCGUGCUGUCUCUUGAUCAUUCUCCUUAGGGUGUAGCACAGUUAAGCACCUGGGGCUGUAUUCCAAGAAGGUUGUGUAUUAGCUAGCAAACAUGGGGUGCAUUUCUCAUCAGAGAAGUUGUUAGCCUGUUAGCAACUUGGGUAGUUGCCAAUGGGAUAAUGCAUUGAAAACAACAAAGUAGCUAAUGAAGUAAGCAACUUUGGUUUUGAGAAAUGCACCCAUGGUUAUGUUAACCGGGAAGUAGUGGUUAAUCCACUAAUAUGACAGCCUACAGUAGUCCUAGUUGUCUUUGCCUGCAGGAAUCGUUUUCCGUAGUUGUCCUAUUAGCAGGUUUUUACCGCUUUUCUGUGGGUUAACUUUGCCAAGGUUUAUCGCUUCAUGAUGUUCUUGGAAUUACCUCCCUGGGUUCAUUAGUGGGGUGGUGGGGGAAACGAGAAACAAAAAAAGUGAGUCUAGUUAUUUUUGUUGUUUCUCUCCACAGGGAGGAUGUGAGCUUUGUUGCCUUUUGUCUGCUCUUUCGCUCUCACUCCUGUUUGAUGGGGGGACGAUUGAGUUAAUCUGAUUGUGAUCUUUUUUCUUUAAAAAGUAAAAAAAAAAAAAGUUGAGAGAAAAAAAAUACAAACAAAACAAAAAAAACCUAAAAAGAAAGACUUGGCAUCAUACUGUGCGAAGUGCACAAAAAGGUGCACACAUUGUUAGUAAAUUGUUACGUAUUCAUUGUUGUUGCUAUUGUCAUUGAUUUCUUUUUAUAUAUCUAUAUAUAAAGAAAUAUAUAUGCAUUAUAUACAAAGUUUAAAAGUAUUUGGACUACGAUUAAGCACUUGGGGCUGCUAAUUUUUGUUGUUUUUCCUUUUACUUUCAUUGCCACCAUGUGAAGUGUUGUAUUAAUUUUUUUUUCUCAAAAAAAAAAGAAAAGGUUGAAUGUAUUCCAAAAAAAUGGACAGGAAAAACACAUGAAGCCGAAGGACUUAUUUUUUUGCUCUCCAAUUCAAGAUGCAUACAUGGAGAAAAAAAGGGUCUCUGGCAACAAAGGCAGUAGGGAGUUGACCCUGGCUGCCUAUCAUUCUACUUCUGGAUUGUUCUGGACAAAAACAAAAUGAACUUGUGAAAACACUGCCUCCCACAGUCCUAUACAUAAAUGAGACAAUGUUAUUUUGAUGGAAAUAUAUACGAAAAAAAUCCUGACUUUUUUUGUUUCCUAUUCCUUACUGGAUAUUUUUUGUUUACAAACCAUGCGGAUUACUUUGGGUGCAGUUUUACUUUUCCUCUUUUUUUUUUUUUGGAGGGUUGGUUUUUGUUUUUGUUUCUUGGGUUUGGGGAGGCGGAGGGGGGCAGGGUCAGGGAUGGCAAUACAAGGCUGCUGUAACAAGGACUUUAAUGGAAACGACCCUUACGUAAUGGCAUUCAAGGGCGGAGAGGAUUACUCCACCACUGAUAUCCACAGGCUUUCCCUCUAUCGUUUGGUGGCAGCAUCGCCUGUGACGUGACGAAAACUGCAGACCUUUACAGUUUUUUUUUUGUUUUUUUUUUUAAGGGGAACGUCUGAGUUCGCAUCUCAGUUGUUUUCAUCCCUCAACAUUGACGAUAUAGAGAAAACUUGUUAUUCUCACGGUAGCCAUGUUUUUGUUUACUGAUUUUUUUAAGUCCUUGCCUCCUCUCAUUGCUUUGAUGGUUAUCAUAGUGGCAUACGGAAAGGACGGAAAAAAGCAACUUAAACCAACCUUUUCAUGACCAGGGACAACUCCUGGUUCAAUUCUUUUUUCCCUUUGAAAAUCCACUACAGGAAUAAUGGACAUAUCUUGUGAUGGAGUAAUACAAAAACGCCUAAGAAUUAAUGUGAGAAUUCUGUACAUAACUUCAAGCCUACUGUUGAAUUUGAUAAGCGAGCAGUCUGCGCAAACUGAAGAAGAAAAUAAAAUGCCUCCAUCCAUUUAAAGUUUUUUUCAAGUGGUGUUUUGUUGAGGGGCAAUUCCAUAAUAAUCAUGAUGAGGGCACGUGAGGAGACUUUCAAAAGUGCCCCCCCCCAACCUCCUCAUGCAUACGAACGACAAGACACUGCCCCUGGCGCCUUUGCUAUGCACUUUUUUUUGUUGAAACUGUGAGGUUCAUCUGCAUCGGGAAAAGAGCACUAAACUUUGCCCUCUUGACCAUUUCAUACAAAACAAAAGAUUAAAAAUAAAUGAAAAACUGCUAUAACUGAACUCAUGGAGGGAAGGAUCCUCCUAUGUAUGUUAUAUACAUUUUCCAAGUCUUCUGUUGUCUGGAAGAAACAAUAUGUGUGGGAAAAAAAAUGCUUCUGACAACAGAUGAAGGAAUUUCAUUCACAAAUAUGAAUGUUUCUCUGAACAGUUUUUGUACAGCAAGUGGAAAUGUAAAAAAAACAAAAAGAAACAAAAAACAGUAUCAUUGGUCCCAUUGACUUCAUUACUUGCCGCUGAAGGUGAAAUGGACACCAGUAGAAUGGGACAUACUUGACUAGAACAAACAGAUUUCUCAGUGCCACAGAUUGAAAAAAAAGACAGCAUCCACCCUUUUGUCCCUGCAAUUUCACUGUGGGAAUCAGAAGAGUAGGUUACUAGGAAUACUCAAGCAUCGGUAACGGAAUUACGGAAUUUCUUCAAACUAAACAAGGGGGGAUUGAAGGGUCGGACACUUGCCUGUGGGAAUCCAAAGAGGACAAGGAAUACCCAAGAACCAGAGCUGUAAUUCCAGAUGUCCUUCAGAGUCCCCUAGAAGAUUAAGGAUCUGGCUGUUGGAAUCGGAAUGGCUGUUCCCCACCUCCUCCUUCAGGGAGCCUUGGAGACCUGUUGAUCGGUUCUGCAAGACAACACAUUUGGGCUUUCUUCAUCGAACAUCGGGACAUAAGAGAAUGUUCUGGAUCAUUCAUCAUUUUUAACUCCAUUCUUUCAAAAAAAACCAUCUCCCUGCCUAUGUCCUGAUCCCUUCCUGUACCCCUAAUGGCUUGCGGUGUGGUUAGCCUUAGCGGUCAGAAGAUUGCCAGUCCCAGCUUACAGUGAAAGCCAAAUCAAGAUAACCCUGCUAUCGCACGGAGUAACCAGAAUUAGAGUUGGAAGAUUCGGAUUAGUCCGAAGGACGACCGAUCACCUUUGGGGUUACAAAAUGGAAGUUUCGUGGACACUGUUUAUGGACAGAACCCUUUCUUGACUGCAGGAUGUUUGUGAUGUGUGGGUUGGCUGGUGGGACUGGACAUUGGGAAGACUGGAAAAAGGGAGUGACUGGGGCAAGAUCGUGACUGAACUGAGGCCAGUCAAUACCUUGACGGCACUUCCAAGAUGGCCUCCUCAGCUGCAGAGGGGCAGGGUCUAAAGAUGCGUCCUUGGACUUUUUGUUGGUGGCCAUUUUGGGGUGCUAAUGGUAAUGGCUGCAGUGCCUCAACGAGCUUGUAAUGUAACACACACACACGCACACACACUUAUUCAUAGCCAAAUUAUGUUCCCAAAAACUUUAGAAAGGACUACAUUUGAUAGAGGAUUAUUUAUCCAGUACUCCAGUACAAAAGCACCAGACAGAUGUGCCUAGGGCAGUGUUUCUCAACUGGUGGGUCGCGACCCAAAAGUGGGUCGCGGAAGGGUCAUGGGUGGGUCGCGGAGCCUUUCUACGCAAUUCUAAAAAAAAAAGUCCAACUUUUCCUGCAACAAUUUACAACUUCUAUUUUGAUAGGCUAGUGAACUCCGUGUCAUCUGUUGUCAUAGAUACAAUCUGAAUGUUUAUGCGAGAUAGAUAGCGUGCAACCAGUCAUUCGAGUCUUGGUUACAUUUUGAGAAUUGCAUUGAAUAGACUUGAACGCUAAAAAAAUUGGGUCGCGACCGAAUGAGAGUGGAAAAUGGUGGGUCCCAAGAAUGUUCCAGUUGAGAACCACUGGCCUAGGGUACCAAGAGCAUUUGUGUAGGCUACGGUAAUUAGCUGUGAUUUGACGAUACAGUGUGGUUGGAAUUUUCCCAACAGAGGUUGUCAGGCUUCUCACUGUCCUCCACAUUGUCUGUGCAUGGUAAUUUUUGAAAUUGGAAUUCCGAGCCCCUAUAUGUAGGCAUAUACAACACACACACACACACACACACACACACACACACACACACACACACACACACACACACACACACACACACACACACACACACACACACACACCAUGCAGUCUUUUGGCUCAUGGUCUUUGUAAAUACUGUGCAAAGUUAUGGUGGAUUUUGCUGAACAUGUCUUUGUCCCUUUUUUCUCCUGAACAUGCCUUAACUGUACAGAAUACCACAGAGUAAAUGCUGGUGUUGCUGGAAAGCAAUUUGGAAGCUGAAAUCCGGUUAGGAGGGGUUAGCCCCUGAGUCAGCUAAUGACAAAAAAAUGUGUAAAUGAGACAAAAUAAGCGAUUGGCUGAGACUAAAGACAAAUGGUGGGGAUGAUGGUUUGAAUUUAUUGUCUAUACUACAUUUUUCUUUGUUCUUUUUUUCUUUUUCUCAAAAAGAGUGAUUCAAUAUGUAGCUGUAUUAAUUAGGCUGUUGGCCUGACGACUAGCGUUUAUGCUAUAUGCAAGGAGGAGCAGCUGACUGGCUGGGGCUAGCAUGCUAAUGUUCGCUAGUUUCCUUUGCCCCAGCACCAUGGCAACCCUCUGCCUCAUUAUUGGAUGCUUCUUGUGUGUUAUUUGCUCAGACAAUUAGACAAAUAGAAUAUCCUUACCAGUUAACUUGAACUGCAUCAUGCAAUCUUUUUCUUGCACAUGCGGAUGCAUUGCUAGCUUAAUUGAUUGUGGGUUUCAUCUGUGGGAAGGCGUCUAGUCAAUGCAUGAUCGUCAUAAGAAGCCAGCUUGGAUCAUUUAGUUGGCUAUGCUUGUGUGACAUCUUUGAUCUAAAGCUUAUGUCGGUAACUGUUCUUGGCAGAAAUAGGCCUACAGUUCAAGUCCAACUUUGACCAUGUCCAUUAUUGUCUGUACAGUAGUAUGACAUUUAAAAUGCAAACACUUGCCCUCAUGUACAGAUACAAUGAGACUUUUGACAACGGUGUGCAGCCAGUUAUCCAUGAUACAUGAUAUCGUCAACUUGCUAAAAGAGCAUUAUUUGGGACAUAUGAGGUUUUCAACGGCAGAAUAUUACUCACUAGUGAGGAUGAAGAUUGAAAACUGCUUCUCCUGGUUGUAAAUCAAUGCAUGGAUGUUAGAAGCCAACGCUUACCAUUUAUCUAGUAUGCAUUCAGUAUGCUUGUGUGACAUAUUUGAUCUAAAAAGCAACUGCUGAUUUAUCUUUUUUUUUCUUUUAAAUUAAAUUGACUGUAUGGGCGUUCACUUGUGGCUAUCAGAUGAUGUAUUGUUCAAGUGAAGUUCCAUCUGUUUGUCAAAAUCAAUUCUUUCCCCCAAAAAACUUUUAUGUAAAGGUACUGCUGAGUGGUAAUCCUAGUCUGACUGUAUAAUGUAGACAUGUAAUGCAGCUCCAAGUGAGACUCAAGUUAAACAUUGAUCAUGGAAGCUGGGUUGUUACAAGAAGGUAGUUCUGAAGCAAACCGUGUUUAGUUAACCUAAAGGUAGAGGUAAAUCAGAUAAUAAAAGACCCUGCUGUCCUCAUUUGCUUAACUAAAUGACACCUUCGAGUUACAUAUUAGCAGGUUUACCUCUCUGUGUAGAUUCAUUUAAACAGGUUUAUCAAGUAACUUUGAUCAUGUCCUUGGAAAAGCCCACUGGUCUUACCCUCAGCAAAUGUAUUGGUUUCCAAAAUGUAUUGUUUUUCGUACAUGAAACAUUUUUGCCCAGUCUAGUCAUCAGAAUUGUUGACUCAACAUCGAUAGGUAAAAAUGCUGAUUACUUUUGCAACACCGGUGGUUUGAAAAAAAGAAAUGGAGAGAAUGAACAGUCUAAAGGAUUUGUGUAUUGUGCAACGUGAUGAUCCAAUCAUAUUCUAAAUAAAUGGCUGUCACUUGUUGCCGCAAAAUUCAAGUGCAUGUUCAUAUAUCUGGAAACAAGGGGAAAAAGGCAAACAAAUUGUUUUUUUAUUUUAAUCUGAUUUUUGGUUUGCUUUUGUUUUUGCCUUCUUGACCAGUCAGCUAUCUCCUGCUCGCAAUCUAUGAAUGUUUUAAUGACAACAGUUAAUUAGAAAAAGAACCACCAUCACAAAUUUGUACAUAAUUUGUUUGUUUGAAGAGAACAAAAGAUUAAAUAAAAUUCAAAGACA
Messenger RNA from Engraulis encrasicolus (European anchovy), 13535 nucleotides. It is a transcript of the gene gigyf1a, whose product is annotated as GRB10 interacting GYF protein 1a. Lineage: Eukaryota; Metazoa; Chordata; Actinopteri; Clupeiformes; Engraulidae. Gene Ontology annotation, molecular function: protein binding. The coding region runs from base 1626 to 4985 and encodes 1119 amino acids. The transcript is spliced from 26 exons. Gene Ontology annotation, biological process: insulin-like growth factor receptor signaling pathway. The record is from RefSeq and is a predicted model, not a curated record. Gene Ontology annotation, cellular component: cytosol.